AUGCACGGUGCUCAGAAAGGACGUUGGUUUCCGUCGAGCUUUGAGCCCUCUUCCUUGCCACCCUACGGCUCCUUAGCAGCUUUCCGCGGUCCCCAUUCCUUGUUCUCCUCAGAAGUCUUUAUCGUCCCGUACGGAUCACUCCUUCUCCUGAAGCUCUAGCAAAUCCCCGUUUUUCAGUCGCAACAAGCAGCUCUUUUACGAAUCUUGUCCCCAAUGUCAGUAGCUCUCAUGAAAACGGCCGCUGACCAAUUAUCUUAGAUAACAGGCCAACACACGCGACGGAAGAGGGAAUUCUCACAGCCGACAGAGCUGACGGAAACCCGUUCACUUCAAUUAGACAUUUCGCAUGUCAUCAUGGCGCGACCGUUGUCUCACUGUUUCCGCAAGCUUUUCCGCCAGCGCUCACCUUCACACAACUACCCGCUAAUAGCGGCGUCCUUUUUUCACGUCGCUCUCCUAGUACUCGUCCUCUUACCGCAUUCAAUCCUCUCCGCGGCCGCCUUUCCUCACAACCUCUCCGCCCCGGGGAUUACCGCGGUGAACUGGCUGACAACUCGCCCGCAACACAGCGUCUCACGUGACGUGUCACACGUGUCGCAUGGGUCGCACGUCUCGCAUGGGUCGCAUGGAGAGAAUCAGCCUCGCAUCAGCCUCCUUGAGGCGGCGCCUUCGCGGGAGACUCCUCCGCUGCUCACUGACAGCCAGCUGCGUGCGCUGCUGGUCCUCAACGCCGCCUGGCACCUCUGGCCCACCAACUCCAACCGCUCUCGCCGCUGCGACCAGUGGGACUACGUCCAAUGCAACACGCAGGGCUUCAUCGUAGCCAUCGACCUGCCUGAUCUCGGAAUCAAUGCCACCAUGCCUCUCAAGGUCUUCUCCACCAUGCCUUACCUCAGACGCCUUGUGCUGGGAGACAAUUUCUACAUCCACGGCUCCAUCACCCACCUCGCUCUGCCACCCUCCCUGCGCGUGCUGGACGUGUCUAAUACUGCAGUGUCUGGUUCUCUACCAUCCACCGUUCUCUCUCUCUCAACUCUCGCACACCUAGACAUUUCUGUUACUUCUCUUAGUGGGAGCCUGCCAUCCACUCUCGCCCGUCUCUCUCGCCUCACAUACCUCAACAUCGGUGCAGAGAACAUCACUGGGCGAGUGGAGGACCUCUCAUGGCUCUCAAGCCUCACCAACCUGCACACUCUCUCAAUGAAUCGCAUGAUGGGCGUGACUGGGGAUCUGUCAGCCCUCACCUUCCUCACCGCCCUCAGAGCCAUGCAAAGCCUGACCAUUUCAGGUGUCGUUUGGACCGGGGAGCUGCCAGUGUUGCUCGGCUCCCUCACCUCCCUCACCUAUCUGGAUUUAAGCAGCCUAGCAAGCGCUCAGUUCCCUCGCUGGGUCAUGGAUUUGACAGCCUUACGAUACCUUGACGUGUUUCAUGGAAAUGAGUACCGCAGUGGAGUCGUGCCGCAGGACCUUUCGCACCUCACACUGCUACAGCACUUUGAUGCAUCGGGCAAUGGACUGGUUGGUUCCCUCCCUGACUACUGGACCUCUCUGAACCACCUCACCUAUUUGUCGUUGACACAGAACAACAUUGAGGGCUCCAUUCCAGCCACUUUCUCUGCCCUCACCUCAUUAAACACGCUGAGCCUGCAUGCCAACAGCAUGGACGGCACCAUCCCAUUAGUCUUCUCCACCGCUCUCAGCAACCUUGAUCUCGGCAGCAAUGACUUCUCUGGUCCCAUUCCUCCCUUCCUCGGCUCCCUCACUGGCCUCUCAAACCUGGACCUGUCUGGAAACAACUUCACAGGGGCGAUCCCUGAGUCUUUUACAAGCCUCACCAACCUGUUUACUCUGAUGUUAGCAUCCAACCAGCUGACUUCAGGGCUUGAUGUGGUUGAGAAAAUGACAUGGCUUGAUACAUUGGACAUUUCUUACAACAUGUUCUCGGGUAGUUUCCCCAAUCUUUCAUCCCUGCCUUUACUCACGGGACUGAAUCUUCGAGCCAACCGUUUUGAAGGGCGGUUUCCUGCUGUUCUGCUGCAGCUCACCAAUCUUAUUAGUCUAGAUAUUGGACAAAACGAGCUCCACGGGCCCAUUCCUGACGGCAUAUCUAAGCUGACAAAUCUGUGGUACUUAUUUCUUGACAAGAACAACUUUCAUGGGAAAAUCCCCCUCGGCCUCUUCACCCUCGCGAGCAUUUAUCAACUAGCGCUGAACGACAACCGCUUUAGUGGAAGCCUGCCCAGCCGAUUGUCAACAGAAUCCCUCAUGACACUGGCAGUAUUGUUAACGGCUGUGAAAACUGUCGGUGACAGGUACCUUCAAGGAAACGGGCUGUCGGGCCCUCUUCCUGAUUUCGCACAUUGGAACAGCACUCUAUCCAACUUAUUUUUAGAAAACAACAACUUUACAGGAUUCAUCCCGCAAUCAAUCAGCGCGCUGACUUCUCUCAACGCCAUAUCACUGGCCAACAACAAGCUGUUGGGACCCAUUCCGCCAUCUCUUACCACCAUGACCAAUCUCGUGGCCAUAGACCUUGCUUCCAACAGCAUCUCAGGAUCAUUGCCCUCCGACCUUGGCGCACUCUCCAAUCUUCGUACCCUGUCUGUAUCUAACAACCAGCUCACGGGGAGACUUCCUCCUUCCAUCUGCAACCUCACCAACCUAGAAAACAUGCUUCUCCGCAACAACUAUUUCUAUGGGGGAUUCCCUUCCUGCCUCUUUGAACAUUGUCUGCAGAGGAUUGACAUCAGCAACAACAGCUUUUACGGUGAGAUCAACAGCAACUUCCGCGGCAUGAUUCCCGACAACAACGCUCUGCUCAACAUUGCAGGCAACUAUUUCUACGGCGACCCCAUGCUCUACGCCGAUGGCUGCCAGUUCUGCCCCUCCAAUAUCACCCAGCCUCUGGUUUUGACAACAAAUGACUUCAGUUUCUCUUCUGGGGGCCGCUGUGGACCCCAAGGAUUGUCGGGACGAGGUGAGGGGACACGCUCAGGGGCCAACAAGCGCGGCGAGGCGAGCCUGCGGCAGAACUGUUUCACGCUGAAUCAGCAGCUGGAGUGCACGGCGAAUGAGACGCAGCGCAGCAGCGACGCGUGCCUGGCAUUCUGCAGCAUGUCGCGGGAGCUGGGGCCGUGCGACGGGCACGGAGCGUGUGUGCCACCGCAGGCGGGGGCAGCAGGGGCGGGGUUCACGUGUGAGUGUGACCACGGAUACGUCACUGCCAAUGGCGCCCUCGGCUCCACCUGCGCCCACCCUUCUCCGCCCCCCCCUGCAGCGCUCUCCACAGGCGCAGUGGUGGGCAUUGCUGUGGGCUCUGCUGCCGCCUUUGCUCUCCUCCUCGCUCUCAUUGUGGCGCUGCUCUGGCCCAAGCAACGCAAGAGGUGGAGCGGCCUGGACGUUUGUCAGGAGUUCAGCAUCGGCGAGAUUUUGCGGGCAACGGACAACUGGGCGAGCGGCAAUGUGGUGGGGAAGGGCGGCUUUGCCACGGUGUACAAGGGGGUGUCCAGCAAGGGCGAACUGUGGGCCGUCAAGCGCAGCAAGCUCAUGUCCAACGACUUCGAGACCGAGGUGCGGGCGAUGGCGUCACUGCGGCAUGAGAAUGUGGUGCGGCUGUUGGGCUUCUGCCUACAUCAGAACGUGGAGAGCGGCCAGCAGGAGCAGAUCCUCGUGUACGAGUUCGUGGGCAACGGGGACCUCAAGUACCACAUCCAUGACUCCAAAGCCCCCUUGUCCCUGCAGCAGCGGCUGCAGCUGGCGGUGGGCGCAGCGGAGGGAGUGGCCUAUUUGCACAGCUUCGCGACGCCCAUCGUGCACCGCGACCUCAAGCCCGGCAACAUCCUCGUGGGGGAGCACAACCAGGCCAAGAUUGCCGACUUUGGGCUGCUCAAGCUGCUCAGCCAUGCAGAGGACGGCGACGACCGCACUCGAGUUGCCGGCACCCCGGGCUACUUGGACCCUGAUUACAACCGAACCCAAAUCGUCUCGGAAAAGAGCGAUGUGUACAGCUUUGGCGUGGUGCUGCUUGAGCUGCUGACAAGGCAGAAGGCGGCCGUGGAGGGCACAGACAGCCACAUCAGUGAUUGGGUGAGUGGAGUGCAUGCAUGGUGAGACCUCGCAUCGUGAGACCAUGGAUGGUAGUGAUGUGAUGGCAUUCCUAACUUACUAGAACUUGGGCGGAGAACUACCUAAGAUGGGAAUCAUGUUUUACAAGAGGAUGCCGAAUGUAAUUGUUAAAAUAAGGGAGCGGUACAAUG
Messenger RNA from Closterium sp. NIES-67, 4256 nucleotides. NCBI's taxonomy places the organism in Eukaryota, Viridiplantae, Streptophyta, Zygnematophyceae, Desmidiales, Closteriaceae. The record is from the annotation of a GenBank genome assembly.